Molecule: messenger RNA, 594 nt
Organism: Gossypium arboreum
Lineage: Eukaryota; Viridiplantae; Streptophyta; Magnoliopsida; Malvales; Malvaceae
Exons: 3
Coding region: 1-594 (197 amino acids)
Source: RefSeq, a predicted model, not a curated record
AUGCGACUUAAUGAUGAGCAAGUCACCUUCAGUGUUUUUGAAUCUAAUCAAUGCAAGGAAAAAAAAGAAUGCCAUAUUAUCGAUGUGCUAGAUGAUCUAAUUGAGAAAGAAUUCAAUGACCAAAGCACAAUACUUUCUGAAGAGUUUGCAGUGACAUUUGAUGCCGAGUCCUCAAACGAUUAUGAUAGUAAUCACAAUACUCUCCUAGUUGUUGUCUCUGCAACACUAGAUGUAACUCAAGAAGAGAAAAUGAUCAAGUUGGAAGAUGAAGGUAAGAAAUCAAUUGAACAGCAAAGAAGAUUAAACGAGAAGAUGAAGGAAGUUGUCAAGAAGGAAAUCAUAAAAUGGCUUGAUGCUGGAAUUAUUUACCUGAUUUCUGAUAGCAAUUGGGUAAGUCUAGUGCAAAGUGUACCUAAAAAGAGUGGCAUUACUGUGGUUCACAACGAUAAGGACGAAUUAAUUCCUACAUGCAUUCCUAUGGGAUGGCUAGUUUGUAUGGAUUAUCGCAAAUUGAAUGCAGCCACAAAGAAGGAUCACUUCCCACUUCCUUUUAUUGACCAAAUGCUGGAUCGGCUUGCUGGAAAUGCUUUUUAG